AUGUGGAGGUGGAUGCCCGCCCCCGAGAUCGGGAAGGUAUCCGUGCUCACAUCGUUUCGCAGGGAUCCAGGGCAUGACUCCAGCAGCCGUGGACGUGGCUGCUCCCUGGCGGCAGCAGCGGUACCUUCGGGGGCGUGGCCUUCUGGGGAGGGCAGGCUCCUGCACCUCCGAGGGCGCGUGGCCGAGGGUCUCAAAGUGGGGCUCCUCUCGUUGACCCGUGCGGGGCACACCGGGCAAGGGCCUCGGGGCCUGCGGGCGGAAGGAGGCUGGUGGAAGGCCGGCGGAAGCACAAAAUGUGACAUCAACCUUGUUGGACGCGGGGUUCCCAGAGUCGGCCAUGUGAAGCCCCCCCGCCCUCUUAGAAGGCCGCCCCCUCCGCCCUGCCCAUUCUUGGCGUGCCACCAACAGGACUGGCAGGGGGACCGGAUGUCUGUCGGCAGCGUGGAGGGGAUCUUUCGUUGGCCGGUGCAGCGUGAACCGGGCGAGCCAGAGUUGCAGCGGUUUCCAGACAGGGGUGGCAUCUGCGCCCUAUGCUGCUCCAGGUUCGAUCUCGGGGCCGUGCGCUUGGCGGUCAAGGAGGGCGGCAUGGUGCAGCCCCAGAGGAGGCUAGUCUUCUCCUCCCGCGGGGAAAUCCGGCAUGGCUCGCCAGUCUACCUGGAGGGAGAGGCCACCCUCGAGAAGGACCCGCCCCCGGCGGCCUGGGCCGAGCGGGCCGAGGGGCGUCACCACUCGUUCGCGCCGGAGGCCAGGACAGCUGAGGUCAUCGAGGAGGUGCACGUCGAGGAGCUGCUGCGAGAGAGGGAUCUGCUGCGCAGCGAGUGGCAGAGUGCCAGGGCGCUGGAGGGCGCGGAGCCGGAGGCGCUCGGCAGCACGAUCCGGCCGCGGCUGGAGCCACUGGCGCCGCCGCCACCCCUGCACGGCCUGGAGCUCGAGAACCACAGGAGCCUGCUUCGGCUGCUGCGCGAGGGGAGCGGCCUGCUCUACUCGGAUGGCGAGCUGAGGGUCAGAGCCUCUGUGUCGCGGCCAGAAGCAGGCUGGCCGCCACUGCCGGGACUCUGGGCGUCUGUCGCGCUGUCUUUCAGGUUGCAUGGCGGCAGCGCCCACAAAAGCGUCAGCGGGUGCUCCGUCGCCUCCGUGCACCUGGAGUGCAGCAACCUUGACGUGUCGUCACUGCACCUCGAGGUGGAGUGGCCCAGCGGCGCUGCCAGCAGGCGGGGCACUGCCAAGUGCAUGGUGCACCUGGAGCUGCUGGACAGCGCGUUUGCCCACCCGAAGCUGAAUGUCCGCGCUCAGCUGACCUCGGAGGCGAUGGCCCACGCUUCCUUGCACUCCGUGGAGCACACGUGCAGCUUCGUGCUGCCAGUCGGCGUAACCACCUUCCUGAGGCCGCUUCCCCGCGGAGCCAGCUUCCAGUGCCUCUGGGACGCCGCGGGCCCCGCGGCGCGCCGCAGCGUGCCGGCGCAGAUUUGGCCGGAGCCGCUGGCACCGCAGGCGACGGUGGCCCUGCUGGGCGUCGCGGGGAUCCUGAGCAGCUUUGAGCUACCUGGGGGCUCGCUGGGACUCGGCGGGGAGUUGCCAGCCCACGGCUGCGUCCACGAGCCGCGCUGGGUCCUGACGGAAGCGUCGUCCGCCAUGGAGGGCAGCCAGGUGACCGACUGCGCCCGCGAGCCGUGGGAGCUGGAGGCGCGCUCGCUGGCGCCGCGGCUGGCGGACGCGCUUCUGGCGGAGCUCGCCUCGCAGCUGCUCUGCCCGCCAGAUGGGGACGCGGCUGCGUGCGUCUGGCCAGUGCCGCUCUUGCUCUGUGGCAUCAGUUCAUGCCCACUGACGGUGAUGUUGGGCAUCCGCGUGCUGAUAGUGGCUGUGUUCUUUCAGGUGCACGUCUGCCUCCACUUGUUCAUCGGAUACGCGGCGGGAUUACUCCGCCUUGUGCCCCCAGCGGAGAACCAGGAUGAGGAGGCGAAGGAGAUGUACCGGCUGACUCCCACGACAGUCACGGUGCGCGAUCCGCUGUCAAAGGGCAGGAGCGAGAGCACGUUCACGUUCAGUAGGGUCCUGCUGCCAGAGCACGGGCAGGAGGCCGUCCAGGACUGGAUCGCCAGGCCGCUGGUAGACCAGCGGGGCAUGCUCCCGCGGUCGCUGGAGUACCUCUUCCAGACGGUCGAGCGGCAGGCGGACUUCAAGGAGGUGGGCAUGGUGGUCAGCUUCGUCGAGAUCUACCUCAACCAGGUGCGGGACCUGGGGUGCUUCUCCGCGGACCGCUCCUCCAGCUCCGGCUGCGGCGACCCCGUCCCGUCCGGGCUGGCGGCGUACACCGCGGCGGCGGCCGCCGCCGCCAGCGGCGGGCCCCACGGCAGGCGCCGGUCGGCGUGUGUGAGCGGGCGCUGGAGCAGCAAGGGCUCCGACCUCUCCCCGAAGCGCCCGGGCUCCCCGAAGAAAUGUUCGACGCGCGACGACAUGGACCCGGCGGACCCCUACAUGACGCAGGAUCUGGCGAUACACGAGUCCCCGAACGGCCAGGUCUACAUAGAGGACCUCUCGCUUAUCCCAGUCACCUGCACGCAGGACGCGCUUGACGUUGUGAGCCUCGGCCUGAAGAUGCGCGCCACGUACGAGACGAAGCUGAACACGUCGAGUUCCAGGUCGCACGCCAUCUUCACGGUCAGCAUCGCCCAGAAGUCACGGAGCGGCUCCAAGACUGGAGUGGUCGGGAGCAUGCUGAACUUCAUCGACCUGGCGGGCUCGGAGAGGCUGGCGCGCAGCCAGUCCGAGGGUCGUCGGUUCCAGGAGGCCGUGCUGAUCAACUCCUCGCUCACAGCCUUGGGGAAGGUGGUCCUGGCCAUCGCCGGCGGUGGCGCUCGGCACGUGCCGUACCGAGACUCGAAGCUGACCGCCUACACGACGCUGCUCACGACAAUCAACCCCUCCCCGAGCAACUACCAGGAGUCCAUGAAUUCUUUGCUGUUUGCCGACCGCUGCAAGAGCGUCACGAACCGGCCUACGCAGAACUUUAUCGACCUGGAGCAAGGUAGCAACGAGAGGCUCAUCCAGCAGCUCCUCCAAGAGAUCGUGGAGCUCAAGGGCAGGGUGUCCAUGUCACACGUGCUCCCCCCAGCAGACGGCCAGCCUGGGGCGCUGGAUCUGACCCAGCCGCUCGACCAGACUCAGCCGCUGGACCAGGCCCAGCUCGCGGCGAUCCAGGAGGUGCAGAGCUCCGCCUCUGCGGCCAGCGCGGCCUCAGUCCAGGGCGCGCCCACGACGGCCAGCACCGCUCCCCUCGGCGCCACCCUCGGCGCGACGCAGAAGCUGCCCAGCGGGCCGUCUGGCACAGUGGGCAAGAUGGACCUGUUCCGACUGGAAGAGCAGGGCCGCGCGCAGCUGAAAGUCGAGCGGGCGCGCCGCAAGGAGGCCGAGCGGGAGGCGGAGGCGAGGUGGGGCGAGCUGCAGCGAGCGCGGCAGGAGCACGCGAGCUGGGAUGAGAAUGUGCGGGCAGAGAUCAAGGACAACCAGCUACGCGCGAAGGAGCUCGAGGUGGAGAUCCAGAAGUACCGUUCGAAGCUGACCAAGCUGGGCAGCACCGUGGGCGAGCUGCAGGCCAGCGAGCGCAGGAUGCUGGAGAGCAACGCGGCGGAGAUCCAGCGCGACAAGGAGAGGUUGAUGUCGAAGGUGUCUGCGGACUGGAACCUGUGCAGUCCAGCAGAGGCCGCCACCACCUUCGAGCGCAAGUGCGACGAGUCGUUGGCUCGCAGGGGCGAGUGGCACGACGGGGUCUGUGAGGGCAUCGAGAGUGGCCACAGCAGCGACGUGGGAGCCCUGGAGCAGCAGUAUCGUCAAUUCUUGUCGGAGCGAAAGGCGGAGGAGCAUCGCCUCACCUCGGAGAUCGAGCGGUGCGCAGCGGAGGGGCAGAGUCAGCGGCAGCAGCUGCAUGGCGACCUCAUCGACACGCACGACUUGGCGCGGCAGCUCGGGCAGGUGGUCGACAAGCUGGUUGUGGGAGUGCCCAACGACCUGCGCAUGGGCAUCAGGCCGCCUCCGCCGCCGUCGGAAGAUCUCGGCGCCAGGCUGGUGGCCGGCGGCCUCCUCUCGGACAGGCUUGUGGAAGAGCUUCAGAGGAGCAUGGCGGAGGUGCGCCGGCAGGUCACUCGGUCGCGACUGGCCGCCCCGCGCGCCGCCGUGGCGCCGGGGGCGGGCGCGACCGACGACGACGGUGUCAGGCCGAUCGCCGGCGCCGGGCUCCACGAGCCCCUGCAGACGCUGGGGCCGCACCAGCUGAGGGCGGCCUGCCUUGCGCUGAGGGGCCGCGCCCGCAUGAGCGAGGCGGAGGCCCAGCGCGCGCGGCUCUUCGACGAGGUUGCCUGCGAGUUCGACGGCCACGGCAGCCUGGAGGUCGUCCGCACCCUCGAGGCCGAGAUAGAGGCCUACCGCGCCGGGCUCCGGAGAGAGGAGGAUGGAAGUUCGGCCGCACCGGCGUGGCGCUGCGAUCCUGCGAGCGUUCGUCAGCGCGGGGCGCGCGUCCAGCAAGCUCGGGCCCCCGCGCGCUGGAUGCGCUGUGGGCGCGCGGGUAGCUUUCCCCCCACCUCAGCUCUUCUCGCGGCGAACAAUUACCGACGGGAAGUGUUUGUCUUCUGUUCGUCUGUGCCCUUCUCUACCUCUUCACCUCACCUGUAGUGGGAUUUUGUCUUCCUGCUCGCCGUCUCACCGCCCAUUCGACGCCGCUGUCUUGGGCCAGAGCGUCCUCUUGUCCUGUACGCUGUACGCCUUCCUGCCUUCGUCAGCGGGAGCUUGCGCGCUGGAAACACGAAAG
Prorocentrum cordatum is the source of this 4801-nucleotide messenger RNA. NCBI's taxonomy places the organism in Eukaryota, Dinophyceae, Prorocentrales, Prorocentraceae. The record is from the annotation of a GenBank genome assembly.